This is a messenger RNA of Mytilus trossulus (common blue mussel), 2553 nucleotides long. Its product is annotated as sodium- and chloride-dependent glycine transporter 1-like. Gene Ontology annotation, biological process: sodium ion transmembrane transport. NCBI's taxonomy places the organism in Eukaryota, Metazoa, Mollusca, Bivalvia, Mytilida, Mytilidae. The record is from RefSeq and is a predicted model, not a curated record. The transcript is spliced from 15 exons. Gene Ontology annotation, cellular component: plasma membrane. The coding region runs from base 76 to 2040 and encodes 654 amino acids.
ACCAAUAUCGUUAUUUCCAACUGCGCAUGUGUAUGCUUCUGUAACAAACAGGAUUUACUGUUUCAUUUUCUCAAUAUGGAAAAGGAAAAGGAGAUACUAGAGCGUGGUAACUGGACUGGGCGACUGGACUUCAUACUGUCCUGUAUAGGAUAUUGUGUUGGAUUGGGUAACGUUUGGAGGUUUCCAUACCUGUGUUUUAGAAAUGGCGGUGGUGCUUUCCUUAUCCCGUAUGCCAUUAUGCUGUUUAUCGCAGGAAUUCCACUGUUCUUCCUGGAAUUGUCACUUGGACAGUUUGCAUCACAAGGUUGCAUUACUGUUUGGGCUGUUAAUCCAAUGUUUAUGGGAGUUGGAUGGGCUAUGGUUAUGAUCAGUGCUAUAGUAUCAGCAUACUAUAAUAUCAUUAUCAUGUACUCAAUCUAUUAUAUGAUGGCGUCCUUUGUAUCCUUGGAUACACAGUUACCAUGGACUAAAUGUGAUCCUGAAUGGGCAUCAGAACUUUGUAGACAUGAUCCAUAUCCGGAUUUUAAAACCAUGACAAAUGAAACAUCAAUUCACUUCGAAGCUAUGAGACUAAAAAAUAAACCGUGCCUUCGAGGAUUGUUACCAAACAUAUCUUCUGCAGUUGGUUUCAAUGUGUCGAUGAUAGAGGACAUACCUAAUGAUUUCUUGGUUUACAACACCACAAGCUGUGACCUGAAACUAAAAGUGCCUAGUGACGAAUACUGGACACGAUAUGUGUUACGAUUGCACGAGGCUGAUGGUUUUGGUGAUAUGGGUGGUCUCAGUUUGAAACUGACGUUAUGCUUACUAUUGGCAUGGAUAGUUAUUUUCUUUUGCCUGAUGAAAGGAAUAAAAUCAUCUGGAAAGGUCGUCUAUUUCACAGCUACAUUCCCAUACAUAAUAUUGGUUGCAUUGCUAAUCAGAGGGGUCACCUUAGAUGGAUAUGAGAAAGGUAUUAAAUUCUACAUGACAGCUGACUUUGAAAAGCUGAAAGAACCGAAGGUAUGGGGAGAUGCUGCUACACAGAUCUUUUAUUCAUUAGGUCCGGCUUGGGGUGGACUCAUGACAAUGGCCAGCUACAACAAGUUUAAAAAUAAUACCGUCAGGGAUACAUUUAUUGUGGCGCUAACUAACUGUGGAACAAGCGUAUUUGCUGGGUUUGCAGUAUUCUCUCUCCUUGGAUUCAUGGCUACACAGCUAAACAGAGAAGUUCAAGAUGUUGUCGAUGCUGGUCCAGGCUUAGCAUUUAUUGCAUACCCAGAAGGAAUAGCUAGAAUGCCUUUUGCUCCUCAACUCUGGGCGUUUUUGUUUUUCUUCAUGCUUUUUACACUGGGACUCGAUAGUCAGUUUGCUAUGAUGGAGACAGUUAUAAGUGGCUUUGUUGAUACCUUUCCCUCUUUUCUGAGACCAAAGAAGGAAUUGUUUACUUUAUUCUGUUGUACAAUUGGAUUUUUAGCAGGACUGCCACAAGUAACAAAGGGUGGAAUUUACUUAUUGACGUUGGUUGAUUGGUAUGCUGGAAGUUACAAUCUGAUGAUUGUUAGUUUAGCUGAGAUCGUCGGUGUGUGUUAUAUCUAUGGAGUAAAUAACUUUCGUAAAGACAUUGAGAUGAUGUUAGGAAAACAAAAUAUAAUUCUUAUGAGUUAUUGGUAUUGUACCUGGAUGUUUGUUACACCUUUAGCUAUUACAUUCAUCGUAUUUAUGUCAGCCCUAAGUUAUGCUCCAGCUAGUUAUGGAGGUUACGAAUUUCCAGGUUAUGCACAGGCUCUAGGAUGGUUGAUGUCAUUGUCUCCAGUAGCUAUAAUAAUAGUUAUAAUGAUUGCACAGAUAAUACGUAAAGGGUUUCCAGCUGCAGUGAAAACUGAGCCCAAUUGGGGUCCAGCUUUAGAUGAACACAGAGCUUUAGAUCCCCUUAGAUAUGAACCAAUACGGCGGGGAGCAUUCAAAAUAAAUGGUGAUGUUCAAGACAUAAACGGCCAAAAUAAUAUUGCCUUCAUUGGAGAGGAGAAAAUUAAAUACAUACCACAUGUGUCAGACUAAUUUCAAUAAAACAUCAAGAAUUAAACCAGUCAAUAAUGGAAACAUUCAGGAUAUAAUAACUUUAUAUAAAAAGAUAUCUUAAUAAACUUAGUUUUCAUAUACCGUUGUAUGCUUUUAGUAUAGCAGUAUGCAUAUAUGCUUAAAACAGUUACAUAAUAUCAUAAUAAAUACUCAACAAUAGACUCGGCCACGACUGUUUUACGAAUAUUUACAUAUUGGUACCAUUUUUACAGAAUUUACUUUCUAGCAAAGGAGUUAUGUCCUUAUCUGUGCUUUGGUAUAUACAUGAUAUGGACAAGACAAUACAUUUAUACAUUAUGUAACUCGUCUAGAAAAUUAUUAGUUUUAUCCAACAUGUCUUUAUAUUUUGAAUGCGUACCUUAAUUGAAUUGAGUAACGUGAAUUAUGUUUUUCUUCGUUUCUAUUAUACGUAUGAUUUCUUUUUUCUUUCUGUUUAAUAAAAAAACCAAAUAAAAGCAAAGAGGUAAAAGGUAAAAAAAAAUAAAAAAAUUG